AGAAGAUAGGGUAUUAGGGAGUUUUGACCUGGACUAUUUACUUGUACAAGCUACAGGUAGAUUGGGGAAACACUUCGAGAUCAAGAUAAUGGCGGCGGAAAAGGCAAAGAAAUUCCAGCAGGAGGGCAACCAGAGGGAUGUAGCUGCGUACGCCCAGAAUUAUGGGGCUCACAGAGAGGGAAUCACGAUGAAAGAAGUGGCCGACUACUACACAGAGUGGGCGAAUUCUAAUAAAUAUGACGUGGACCUGGGACCAGACCGAUAUCGUGGACCAAAGCUUGCUGCUGAGACUCUUUGUGACCUGAUUUCGGAACAUCGUGAAAGUGUUCGAAUCUUAGACAUUGCUUCUGGAACUGGAUUUCUUGGACAAGAGCUCUGGGACAGGGGGUUUCGCUCAAUCGACGGCUUAGACCCUUCAGAGGGAAUGAUUGAGGCGUCCAGGAAAAGAAAUGUAUAUUCCAAUCUCAUCUGUGAUUUCAUGAGUGAGAAAAUGCUGAAUAUUCAAACAGAUACCUAUGAUGCCGCUGCGAUUGCUGGUGGUAUGGGAGAGGGUCACAUUCCAUGCAAUGCUCUGUAUGAGAUGAUUCGUAUAGUAAAACCUGGCGGUUACAUUGUCAUUGUAAUGAGAGAAGAAUAUCUAGAACAUGUCCAGGAUUAUAAAGACAGACUAGAACCAUUAAUGAAAGAAUUGGAGACUUCAGGCAAAUGGAGGAAACUAGCGAGAAAAGUUGUACCAAAUUACUCUUUCCAAAAUAAUGGUGUCAUCUUUAUAUUUCAAAAAUGCUAAACCUUAUAGACUGUAAAUUUCUUAAGUAUGGAGGUAUAUUACGUGGUCCAGUUUUACAUAAGAAUUUAUGACUAAAAUCAAACUGUUAUUUUUGGAUAUUACUUUCUUUUCUACGUGAAUUUAAAAAGCAUGAAGAACGAUAUAUGUAUGCAUAUAAUUUUUAAUAAAAUCAUUUAUUUUAUAGGAUUUUACUAUCAGGUAAAUUUGUUGGUCUUAUAGUCGUGAGUCCUUUUGUAAAAUGUACUACUUAUUUGUCGUUUGAGUUAAAAAAAACUGAGUUAACAGUAACAAUAUAUUUGUUAUUGUAUAAAAUGUAUCUGGGGUAUAUAUUUUACAGGUUUAUAUCAAUA
Saccostrea echinata is the source of this 1137-nucleotide messenger RNA. Its product is annotated as methyltransferase-like protein 27. NCBI's taxonomy places the organism in Eukaryota, Metazoa, Mollusca, Bivalvia, Ostreida, Ostreidae. The record is from RefSeq and is a predicted model, not a curated record. The transcript is spliced from 6 exons. Bases 89 to 787 code for a protein of 232 amino acids.